Nannospalax galili (Upper Galilee mountains blind mole rat) is the source of this 3070-nucleotide messenger RNA. RefSeq names its product oxysterol binding protein like 2 (gene Osbpl2). The transcript is spliced from 15 exons. Gene Ontology annotation, molecular function: cholesterol binding. Gene Ontology annotation, cellular component: intracellular membrane-bounded organelle; membrane; cytosol. Bases 485 to 1936 code for a protein of 483 amino acids. The record is from RefSeq and is a predicted model, not a curated record. NCBI's taxonomy places the organism in Eukaryota, Metazoa, Chordata, Mammalia, Rodentia, Spalacidae.
GCCGCACUUCCGCCUGGGUGUCAGUGGGUCGCCGACUGCGGGCGGGGGCGGGGGCGGGGCGGCUGCGGGGUCGGCGGCGCGGCAGGGUAGGCGUCCAGUUGUUACAGGUGUCUGCUUCCUGGACCAUUGGGAAAGGCAGCAAAGAAAAGGGAAAUACCAGAAGCAUCCUUGGGGAAAAGAGGAAAAUGGAACUGAACUGAAUGCCUGUUGGUUGGUGUUUAGAAGCUUAAAAGUAUGCACAGCUCCAGAGAUUGAGGUGCCAGUGUGGGCCACCUAAGGGCAGAUGAGUGUCUCUCAUCUGGGACUGUCCUCAUCUCUCACGCAUUGUACUCAGCUGGGCAGAGAGUUCCUAGCACAGUGUCCAUUGGAUUUUUGCCAAGAAAAGGUUCAUCUGUAAAGUAAUUCUACAUGAAUGUAGAUCAGAUACAAUGAUCCAGUAGGAGGACCAAAGCCCUCAGUGGUGACAGAGCCUGGUCACUGAAGGAUGAACGGGGAGGAAGAAUUCUUUGAUGCCGUCACAGGCUUUGAUUCGGAUAACUCUGCAGGGGAAUUUCCAGAGGCAAAUAAGGUCAGUGGAAUGAUCGACUUGGAUACCAACAAGAGCACUAGAAGUGGGAGAAAUGGGGAGAGACCCCCAGAGGAGAAUGGAAUCCAGAAGCACAGGACAGCCCUUCCUGCCCCCAUGUUCACCAGAAGUGAUUUCAGCGUGUGGAGUAUCCUGAAAAAGUGCAUUGGCCUGGAGCUGUCCAAGAUCACGAUGCCAAUAGCCUUCAACGAGCCACUGAGCUUCCUGCAGCGGAUCACAGAGUACAUGGAACAUGUGUACCUCAUUCACAAAGCCUCCAGCCAGCCCCAGCCCCUGGAGAGGAUGCAGUCUGUAGCUGCCUUUGCAGUCUCGGCUGUGGCUUCCCAGUGGGAGAGAACUGGCAAACCCUUCAACCCGCUCUUGGGGGAGACAUAUGAGUUGAUCAGGGAAGACUUAGGGUUCAGAUUUGUAUCUGAACAGGUCAGUCACCACCCUCCCAUUAGUGCGUUUUACUCAGAAGGUCUCAACCAGGACUUCAUGUUCCACGGCUCCAUCUAUCCAAAGCUGAAGUUCUGGGGCAAGAGCGUGGAAGCAGAGCCCCGGGGGACCAUUACGCUGGAGCUUCUCAAACAUAACGAAGCCUACACCUGGACCAACCCCACCUGCUGUGUGCACAAUGUCAUCCUUGGGCAGCUGUGGAUUGAGCAAUAUGGGACAGUGGAGAUCCUAAACCACAGAACUGGAGAUAAGUGUGUCCUUCACUUCAAACCAUGUGGACUAUUUGGGAAGGAGCUUCACAGAGUGGAAGGGCACAUUCAAGACAAGAAUAGGAAGAAGCUCUUCAUAAUCUACGGCAAGUGGACGGAAUGCUUGUGGGGCAUAGAUCCUGCUUCAUAUGAGUCCUUUAAGAAGCAUGAGAGGAGAGGUGACCACCCGAGGAAGGUCAAAUUGAAUGAUGGUCCUGAGACACCCAACAGUGACAUGACUGGUGAUGUGGCAGACAAUGUGCCCGUGACUCAGGAGACUGUGCAGGUCAUCCCUGGCAGUAAACUACUCUGGAGGAUCAACAGCCGGCCCCCCAACUCUGCUCAGAUGUACAACUUCACCAGCUUCACUGUGAGUCUCAAUGAGCUGGAGUCCGGCAUGGAGAAGACCCUGCCACCUACUGACUGCCGCCUGCGCCCUGAUAUCCGUGGCAUGGAGAAUGGCAACAUGGAUCUGGCCAGCCAGGAGAAGGAACGACUGGAGGAAAAACAGAGAGAAGCCCGGAAAGAGCGUGCCAAAGAGGAAGCAGAGUGGCGGACCAGGUGGUUCUAUCCAGGCGAUAACCCCUACACGGGGACUCCUGACUGGUUGUAUGCAGGGGAUUACUUUGAGCGUAAUUUCUCAGACUGCCCAGACAUCUACUGAAGGCCUCAGAGCCCAGCCUGGAGGCCUGUGAGGUUGGACUCAUUGAGAGGCACUCUGAGCUAAACCAUGGCAGACACCAGCUUCACAGCCACGGUCACGAGAUGGCCUCAGCCCUGAUGGAGGACUUGAGUUAGCCUCUGAUUGCCCAGCACUUCACUAUGUUGCAGCCCCCCCUUGAAGCUCCACUGAGGCCUCAGAAGAACUCCACAGUCCUUUCACUCAUGACAGAAGUGCACAAGGCCAGCUGAGCCUGCAGCACAGUUGUAAAAUCUAACUACCGGCCCGUGUGCUCCUCACGAGGCUGAGGCUGAGGCUGAGGCGGGGGUGUCUGGAAGAGUUUCAAACAAACCCAGACCCAAGAAAGACAAGAAGGUGGAUCUUGAAAGUAACCUGUAGACCAGAGUCCGCUUCACUGUGGAGAAGUGGAGGUGUGCAGAGCACCCACGUGAAUGAAGUGACAAGUUGCCAGAUUCUGUAUUUUCUACCAAUCUUGAAUAAGGUAAAGAUUACUUUAACAAUAUUUAAAUUGAAACUACUUGAAUGUUCUACUGAGGAGCAGGCAGCACACUCAUCACCACUGUGCACUGUUCAAACAAGGCGUUGCUAUGACAAGCCAGAGUGGCAGAAACACUGUGACUUGGAUGAGAACUCUAGGGCUGCUCCCAGUCUCCCAGGAGGCCCUGCCUCUGGCCACAGCACUCCACAGCUUCCCUGUCACCAUGGACCACACCCAUGUCUUCAUUCACCUCACCUGUGUCCCUACGGUCUUGUGUUUUGUUUCCCCAGCAUGCAUGUUCAGUGUAAGAAGUCACACUGGGUUGCACACAGUAGGAGGUCAAAAGCAGACCUACAUACCUGGUGUCAGUAAAGUCAUUUAUCUCUGCACUCCUGUCAGGUGAUGGACUUUCUAUAGAUAUGUUGACACCAAGGACUACAGUAGACCGCUUUGCCUCAAAGACAUUCUGCUGUGUGCACACAUGUACUUGUGCACACACAUACUUGUGCACACACAUGCAUACCUGUGCAUUCCCAUGCAGUAUGUGUGACUGCAUCAGACACUUCUGAAUGAGGUGUUUUUGCUGUAUGUCCAGGCUUCUGAACUGACUUUGUCAUUAAAACACUUUUGAAAGCCCA